AUGGCCGAUGCCCGGCGUUCUGGAGUCCCACCUGUUUGGUGUGUUAUUAUGCGAAAAAUGAACUGUUCCGAGAAUCCGACACCGGCCUACUAUUUAUCUGAAAUUCUUUCAAGUGAUAGCCUCGAAAUGGACCCGUCUGGACGUGGCUAUGUUUUGGUGAAUGAGAUCGAGGUUCCGAAGUGUAGGAGCUGCCAUGAGAAGUAUACGCUGACGAACAAAGACCUAUGGCCAUUCGUCCUCUUCUGUGGGCACACGCUGUGCCGCGGGUGUCUCUGGCGGGUGAUGGCCCCAAUUGGUGCCGAUGUGGAGGAGGAACGGGUGUUGUGCCCGGUAUGCGGCGAAGCGAGCGACUACAACGCCAUCGAGGGGUCACCAAAUUAUAGCGCGUGUUUGGAUCUGACGAACGGGCUAGAGGGGUUCCUCAAGGAGCUGGCAAAGCAAACGAUGUGGGAGGAGGAAAGCUUGAAAAUUUGCUCUUCGUACGCACCACCGGAGUUCUUUCGAUCGUCCCCACUCCCAUGGCUACCUCAACCACCUCUAACAUUGCCCAUAUCUUUUCCUACGCCUUCCCAUGAUGAAGCAAAAGUGCCGAAA
Messenger RNA from Mesorhabditis belari, 594 nucleotides. NCBI's taxonomy places the organism in Eukaryota, Metazoa, Nematoda, Chromadorea, Rhabditida, Rhabditidae. The record is from the annotation of a GenBank genome assembly.